AGGGGGGGGGAGGAGCUGUGGGGCACAUGAGUUUAUCUGUGCCAGACGAGUGUCUCCUGAGCUGCUCGGCAUCCUGUCCUCCAUUGGAGCAUUCAUGGCCCUGAUGGCUCUUUUUUUUCUUUACGUCAGCAACAAGCUGUCAAUGGAGAACAACAGCAAUCUGUCAUGCCUCAGUGACUUUAAAAAGGACCAGCAAGGUAACAUUUACAAUGUUACCUAACGUGCUUAUAGAAUUAAAAUAUUUUGAAUUUAUUUGCAUGUAAGUAUGACUAUUGAUAAAGUCCCAUUCCCAUCCUUAAAUCAAAAACAUGUUUGAAUGACUGAGACUUGUCCCAGACAUUACUAGUAUGGUUUUGCACAUGCACAUCUGUGCCCUGCUUCUCUUAUACACUGAUGGACAAAUAUCUCCACCAGAGCCAGAGAUAUGAGGUAAUCUAGUGGGCAGAGUGUCAAUAGUAGCUCCGGCAAAGAUGGCCUUCUUCAAGAGCUUCCAGCAGAGCCUGCCAUCAGUGAACAUUUCUUCCAUCUUGGACACUGUCAGCAGCCGUGUGGACGACCUUGCUAGUGCCGUUAGUGAUGCUACCUACACAGUCAGUGACCAGCUUACUGAGCAGGUCACCACUAUCAUCAACAAGGUCCAGGAGGAGGAAGAGGUCGGGGGAGCAACUCAGGAGGAAAAAGUUACCCGCAAAAGCAAAAAGCAGGCCUCCAAAGACCCUGAGGCCAGUACAGACGUGAACAAUUCAGAAUUUACAGAAGGAGAGUAUUCUCCAAGUCAGUUAGAAUGGGAGUGGAGAGAUGGAUGCUGGAGAGUAAAAAAACCUGAAUUGAGUAAUGCAAAAGAGGAAAAAGAAAAAGAGGAGAAGAUAAAAAAAGAGGAGGAGGAAUAUAUGUACUCAAACUCCAACAGCAUGUAUAAAAUGAUUGUAGAAAAAACACAAAAUAGCCAGCAGGAGACCAUAGAGAAAGAUUAUGUGAAUGAAGAGGCCAGCUUUUCUAAAGAGGAGUGCAACAAGAAAGAUAUAUUGAACGAAUCUGCCAAAAACUGUGAGAAUAGUACAUCUCCUAGCUCUGAGGAGGAAAGAAAGACUUUGAAACAGAAUAAGUGUGGAGGUAAAGUUGAAGAGCCAAGCUUUCAAAAAAAGAUAAUCACAAAAGGGGAGUUUGAGGAAAAUGAGGGCAACUCCCCUACUCAAGACAAAAAGAAGACAGACACCAAAAAAAGCAAAGGCUCAAACGAGGACUCGGAGAAGGCAGAAAAAUCUAAGUAUAAAAAGAAAAACAUGAAUACAAGUAAGAAGAAACUCGAUACAGACAAGUCCCAUCCAGAGGGGGGUUUGUCUGACAGCGAGGAAGAGUGGCCGUUGAGAGGGCCUGAGGUGCCGGCGGAACAUCACACCUCGACUAACAGACCCAAAAACGUCACAGAGCAUGAGGGCUACAGCAGUGUAGCCUCUCCUGGACAUGCCAACAGUAUCCAACGGAUCCAGAGGGACUUUACCCUGAAUGAGUUACACCCUCCUCCCUACCAGGACAAGGAUGUGCCGGCUCACAAGUGCCAUAAGAGGGGGUCAUCCCCAGAGGUGGGCAGUGUCAGGACCUGCCACUCCAGUGAGGCAAGCUUGGACCAGGACACCGAUAGUUAUCUCAACAAGGGCUAUGAGGAGGAUGUUCCAAGUGACAGUACUGCUGUACUAGGCCCAGAAGAUGGCUCAGCCCCUCAGCUACCAAUUGCAUAUGAGCCAGAGCCUCUGGCCAAGUAUGGCACUCUGGAUGUAGCCUUUGAGUAUGACUCUGAUGAGCAGUGGCUGGCAGUCACUGUCACUGCAGCCACCGAUAUCCCAGCCCUCAAACAGAUGGGCAACAUUUCCUGGCAGGUACACCUAGUUCUGCUGCCCACCAAGAAGCAGCGGGCCAAGACUGGGGUGCAGAAGGGCCCAUGCCCUGUGUUCACCGAGACCUUCCGUUUCUCCCGUGUGGAACAAGAGGCUCUUGGACACUACGCGGUACGGUUCCGCCUCUACAGUGUCCGGCGUAUGAAAAAAGAGAAGGUGCUGGGAGAAAAGGUCUUCUACCUGACUAAGCUCAACUUGCAGGGCAAGAUGGUGUUGCCUGUCACCUUGGACCCUGGCUCGACACUAACAGGUUGUGGCUCACUGGUGAGCAUAUCUCGCAGUGCGGGGGCCUUGUCCUACCGAUCCACAGGAGACUCGUCCUGUCCAGAGAUUUUACUGGGACUCAUCUACAACUCCACCACAGGACGACUAUCUGCUGAAGUCAUACAGGGCAGUCACUUCAAAAACACAGCUUCAGAGAAGCCUACCAAUGGUCUGUUAUGUUGCGUAAAAGAGUUAAUUGGGGGGCAGCUCUAUAUCAUGAGAGAUACCUAUGUGAAGCUGACCAUGGUGGACUCCAAAGGCAAGGAGAUGUCCAAGUGUAAAACAGCAGUGUGCCGUGGCCAGCCUAACCCCACCUACAAGGAGACCUUUGUGUUCCAGGUGGCACUAUUCCAACUGUCCGAGGUCUCCCUGGUUGUGACUGUUUUUUGGAGACGGAGCAGCAUGAAGCCAAGGGAGAAGCUAGGAUGGGUCUCCCUUGGCCUCAACAGCACUGGGGAGGAGCAGCAGGCCCACUGGACUCAGAUGAAAGAGGCAGAGGGACAGCAGGUGUGCCAGUGGCACACACUCAUGGACACAUAAGAGGAUGUAUUGGGGAGAAAGAUUAGGAAGUUUCUGGUGACCCUGGAUUGAGAUGACACACUCAAGUUGUAGACAAAAGACGACGUACACACUCACUUAUACGUGUAAGAGAAUGCAACUCAAGGUUGAAGCACAGAGAUUAACUGUCUUCAUUGAUAGAUUGCAUUAAUACCCUUUAAUCCAUAAACCAGACACUUCACUUGAGACAUACUGGUGUAGAUUUAAGCUCCUAGGCCAGACAAAUCACUAACUAAUGGGGAUCUUAGUUCAUCUCAGUUGCUUUGGUACAUUUCUUGAAUCAUAUUUAACAAUUACAAAACAUGAAGUGCAUUUCUCAAAUCAAUUCGUACAAGCUGCAAUACAAUGGAUUGGUAGCGAAAGCCUGUAACGUCCUCAAAAUUAUUAGUUUAGUGCCAUCUGAAUGAGAAGUCCUUGUUUCAUUGUUCACAAACAAGACAGUCAAAAUGCUUAGCCAUAUUGACAAUAUAACAGUGUAUUCUGUAAGUAGUCUGUGACGUAAACUAUGGCUGAGGUUUUGAUGACAAUUAUUGAAAAUGCCCAAAGCUGCAGUCUUUUUGUAUGGCACAUAUCAAUUUAAACAUAAAGUUUCACAUUACUUACCGUAUGUGGGAUUGAUUGCAAUAGACAGGAUUCACAUUUACACUUUUACUUUUUGUACUGUAACUUGUUGACAGACCAUGUCAUUGCGAUACAAAAGACUGUUAUACAGCAUUGCAUAGCACAAUUAUUAUUUUUUGUAAUGUAAACACAGAAAACACCCCUUGGGCAGAACUGUACAUGCAACUCGGGAAUGGGAAUUGACAAUUAUGUUUUGGGAGGUAGACUAUUUAAUAGUGAACCAGUAAAUUUUGAUCAACAUGACAUAAGCAAUUGAUUAUGUAGGAAACAGCAAACAAUCGUACGUAUUUGCAUGAAUGUAACAAAGCAUAGUUUAAAAGGAAACAUUGAUUUUAUGAUGUGUAGAGAGAUGAUGUGGAGGUUGAACAAAUCGUUUCGAGAAUUUCCAUUGUGAUCUGAAAAAUGUACCAACGUGACUGAGAACAACUGUUAAUGGACUCAAUAGUGUUUCAAUAUAUAUAUGUUUUGCAUGUCAUUGUUUACAGAGAAUGAUCAGGAGGCUUCCAUUACUUGAACAAUGAACUAUUUGUAUCCUGAAUCUUGACCAAAGAUUGGUAUUUUCCACAAGAAAAUCCUUGUUUCUUCCAACUUUGAUGGACACCAGCAUAUUUUUCUGCCACAUUUCCCUGCCAGUACCUCGAAAAGAACAUUUUGUAUGGGUUACAAAGAUUGCUCAGUCAGGGUCUGGCAUGCUGCAAAUAUCCCCAAAGUCUUUACUUUGACAAUACCAUUUGCUAACAUGUGACAUUAUGCAAUAUUCUUCAUUGUAAUAUAUUUUUGGCUCUUACAACUGUUUAAUCUAUUAGUGUAUGGACAUGUGUCUUCCAUGCAUGUGUUCAGUAUUGAAGUGCAAAAACAUGGUCUCAGAUUAUACAAAAACGUCAACUGUCUUUACCAUAAUUGGAAAUAGCCAUUGCGGAAGUUAAGGUUGCUAGGUUUCUCAAUAUUUAAAACAUUAGGUUUAUGCUGAAUCAAACACUAUACUACUUUCAGUGAAUUACGGAGAGAGCCUGUUUCAUCAUAUCCUUCUGACUACUGUUUCAUGUAGAUGUGAUGCUCCCCUGAUGAGAGGAACUUUUAUGACAGGCAAGGGACCAGCGCUAACAUUCUUAUCUAUAGAUACUGUUCAGGUCUUUUUCAUUAUAGUGUGUUUGUGUGGAUAAAUUGAAGAGCUAAGGGGGUGAUAAAAGAACAACACCCAUGCUCCACUAACAGUAGACCCCAUCUUAUAUAUAGUUUUAUGCAAAGGUUUGGGCACCCCUGGUUAAAUUUUCGGUUACUAUGAAUAAUACUGUGUUAAGCGAGGAGAAGAUAACAUGAUCUCCAAAAGGCAUAACGUUAAAGAUUAAACAUUAUUU
Hypomesus transpacificus is the source of this 4696-nucleotide messenger RNA. RefSeq names its product synaptotagmin XIVb (gene syt14b). The transcript is spliced from 8 exons. The record is from RefSeq and is a predicted model, not a curated record. The coding region runs from base 471 to 2699 and encodes 742 amino acids. NCBI's taxonomy places the organism in Eukaryota, Metazoa, Chordata, Actinopteri, Osmeriformes, Osmeridae.